CACCACUCACUCUCUCCUCAACCGCUUUCUCUGCAAAUCUUGCAUCUAGUAUGCUCUAGAGGGCAGGUAGUCAUCAAGUAUUUAUCAAGCUCUGGACCCCUUGGUCUUCGGGCAAGAUAAUACCACUUCAGUGACGAGUUGUGCCUCUGAAUCCCUUCUCUCACACCAUCACUCUUAUCCUCUCAAUCUCUCAUCUGAAUCCUUCCUUAACAUCACGUACCUUAACUGUCUCAAAAUGCCAGGUGCCAACAAAGGCAAAGGAAAAGGCCGCGAAGUCCGUCCCUCGCGGAGCCGCAACACCACCCCCAAUUCGAGCUUCAGUGCUGGUGCAACAUCCGCGCAGGCCAGUUACCUCGAUGUUGACGUUUCGAAGCUGCUCAUUCCGGGCACUAUCCAGUAUGGCGAAAUCCUCGAUCGUAUGAGCGGGGUUGGGCCGAUUCCUGAUUCUAAGUCUCUCGAGUCGUUGAUGGAACAUCUCAAGACUCUCAGUCAGCUAGCAGAGGCUCGUGUUGAUGCCUGCGAUGCCGGUAUUAGAGAGCUCUCGCAGAAGCGCAAAGAGGUUGUUGAAGACCAGGAAACAUACGACCGCGAGACUGCAUCCAAGGUGAAGCGCGAUGUCGACGAUGAGGAAGAGGAACCUAUCAGAGCCUCUAAGGGAGGAAAACUGAAGAAGCGUAAGGAGCGUGGAGGAAGCACAAAGGAGGACCGUCCGUUGGCACAUGGUGCUCAUGACAUCGCCCGUCAGGACGGCGCCGAGACAAAGGUCGAAGGAGCCGCUUCCCCAGCCUCCAAGAAGUCGAAGAAUAUGGCUUCUGAAGUCGCCUCCCCCACUUCUCCCUCGUCUCUGACAUCUCCCAAACACACUGCUACUGCUGGCGAAGGUUCCGCUACUGCCGAGACUCCCUCCGAGGACGACAGCGAUGAGCACCAGCCUGAACCCGCUCCGGCCAUUCCUCAAGUUCAGGUGUUUGGUCCGAACCCGCUCAAAUUCGAUGAUCCUACCAUCUACCACAUUCGUGAAGUCACUCCUGAUAUGGCAGAUGAGGAGAAGAAGGAGAUCUAUUGCGUCAACCGUUUCCCAAAGAGUGAUCUGAGCCACAUGAUGGCUGGCGUUCCUCCAGACAAGGAUUUCAGCAACGCCAAACCUACCAAUCAAGUCAGCGCCAACACUUUUCUCUCUUACAUCGAACCUUACGUGCGUCCCCUGACCGAGGAGGACAUUGCGUUCUUGAAAGAAAAGGGUGAUCGCACUACUCCUUUUAUCAUGCCUCCUCGCGGCAAGAAGCACUACACCGAGAUUUGGGCCGAAGAGGAUGGACUGAUGAACGUCGAUCAAGCCAACGGCGAUCGCGAGCGUCUUCCUCUGAACCAGGGACGCGGCAGCAUCGAUCAGGUCACUGACGAGACUGUUGAAACUGACAAGGUCUCUGUCGGACCCUUGGUCAGCCGCCUCUAUUCCCUUCUUCGCUAUGAACACCGUACAGAUCCCGACGAAAACUCCGCAACUGGCGCUGCCAAUGGAGAGGCUUCCACCAGUAACUUCUUUAAUGGAGAUUCCAUGGAUAUCGAUCAGCCAGCUGGUGAGUCCGACAGCAAGCCACUCCUGUCUGCGACUUCCUUCCCCGAUGCUUCUCCCAGCGGCUUCAAGGUCCCCGCAGCCAAGCUCGACCAUGCUCAGCUUGACGAGCGUCUCAAAGCGGAGCUCCGCCACAUUGGCUUUCUCGGCGAGGAUGACAACCCGGAUUACGAUGCUCAUUACGACGACGAUAUUGCACAGCGUUUGCGUCUGCUCCAGAGCGAACUCAAAAAGCAAAUGAUUGCCAACAAUGCCCGCAAGGCGCGGCUCCUAGACAUCGCUCGUGAACGCAUGGCACACCAGGAAUAUACCACCAUCCACGACGACCUCGACUCCCAGGUUCAGCAGGCUUACCUCAAGCGCACCCGCACUCUGGGUAAGAGCAAGAAGGGCUCCCAGGCUAAGCACCGGCCUGGUGGAGCCGGCGGUGGCAGCCACGUCGCCAGUGGUGCAGGUGUGAGCCGGCCUGCCAUUGGCGACGUGGCUCGGACCCUCAUGGACCGGCGCAAGCGCUGGGAGGAGUGCAUCGGGCCCAUCUUCAAGGACUCGAAAACCUCGGUCCCCGGCAAGGGCGAGACCAUCUUCGACCCGGCCGUCAUGGCCGAAUACGAGAAGGCCGAGCUCGAGGGCUGGGACGAGGAGCAGGAGUAGGUCUGCCGGCCGAUUUUACCGAAAUGGUGCCGGCAGACCUGCACUCCUGUGCUCGGUCCUUGCUGUGGUCGGUCGUUUUUCUCUUUUUUCUUUUCUUUUUUUGUGUAUUACCACAUACCCCUGUACAAUGGCGGCGUUGGGAGGGGAUUGGGAAUGAGUACUGGUUUCCUUUUUUCGCGCUUGAUAGCGCUGGUUUACGAUCUCCUGCGUCAAGGACGCAGCCACCCUCGCCAAUGUCGGCGACUGCCAAGUGUCGCUGUCCCCUGUGGGGACUUGGCAACGCACCGGCGGUUGUGAUUUGGUUUGGGCUUUUCGCUGGCGGCCAGACGAAUGACUAAUGAAAUUUAUUUCCCUGGUGGAAUAAUCUACAUCUG
Aspergillus novofumigatus IBT 16806 is the source of this 2601-nucleotide messenger RNA. Its product is annotated as histone acetyltransferase NGG1. The transcript has 3 exons. Gene Ontology annotation, molecular function: transcription coactivator activity. Gene Ontology annotation, biological process: regulation of transcription by RNA polymerase II. The record is from RefSeq and is a predicted model, not a curated record. Lineage: Eukaryota; Fungi; Ascomycota; Eurotiomycetes; Eurotiales; Aspergillaceae. Bases 236 to 2227 code for a protein of 663 amino acids. Gene Ontology annotation, cellular component: SAGA complex.